Ipomoea triloba (trilobed morning glory) is the source of this 810-nucleotide messenger RNA. RefSeq names its product dof zinc finger protein DOF5.7-like. Gene Ontology annotation, biological process: regulation of DNA-templated transcription. Gene Ontology annotation, molecular function: DNA binding; DNA-binding transcription factor activity. NCBI's taxonomy places the organism in Eukaryota, Viridiplantae, Streptophyta, Magnoliopsida, Solanales, Convolvulaceae. The transcript has a single exon. The record is from RefSeq and is a predicted model, not a curated record. The coding region runs from base 1 to 810 and encodes 269 amino acids.
AUGGCAGCAGCCAACAAAGGUGAUGAUCAGAUUUCCGGCGACGGCGACAAAACUCCGGCGGUGACACGGCGGCUGAAAUGCCCAAGAUGUGAUUCGCCAGAGACCAAGUUUUGCUACUACAAUAACUACAGCCAAUCCCAACCAAGGUACUUCUGCAAGACGUGCAGAAGGUACUGGACUAAAGGAGGCGCGUUGCGUACAAUCCCCGUCGGCGGCGGCUGCCGGAGAAGAAAAAUGAUGAAAUCUUCCCCCGCCGCAAGAUAUUAUGGUAUCGGAGAACUGGGAUACCUUAACGGUGUCUCUCGACCCUUGGGUGGGAUAAAAAUCCCCAGCUACAACACUUCAGCCGCCGCUCUUAUCAGCCAGUUAUCCGGCGCUCUUUUGGCUAUGCCGUCAACCCCGCCUUGCUUCAAUCUCGACCAAUUAUCGCCGCCGUUCUCCAUUUCCAGUCCUUUAUUUGACUUCAAAUUUCCUGGAACUCAAGAACUGGGCAGGCUUGCACCCCCAAUCGAGCCGGUGGGCACUGCAAAUCAAGAUUUGCAGUGGAAUUUACAGCAGAAAAUCCUUGAGAAGCAGAUUCUUGAAAUUCCGACGCCACCAUCUGAAGCCACUUUUGAAAGCACUAGUUCAAGAAUCGCUGAAGCUACUGAAUGGCUCUUUGACGACGACGAUGUUACUUUUCCACUUCCUGGAAACCCAACUGCAACAAAUAGUUUUGGAAAUGGGAAUGGAAACGCCUCAGAAGACGACUGGGAUGAACUCAUUCAAGCUUGGGCCACAAACUUCAAUGAAUUCAGUGCUUUGCCAUAG